Messenger RNA from Adineta steineri, 261 nucleotides. Lineage: Eukaryota; Metazoa; Rotifera; Eurotatoria; Adinetida; Adinetidae. The record is from the annotation of a GenBank genome assembly.
AUGGGAUGUACAUCGUCUUCAAGUGAUGAUCAUAUCAAAGUAAAAGUGGAUAUGUCUUGGCCGGGAGGUAGAAAAAAAAUUGUCAAAAAGAUUCCCGUAUCAACUACAGUUGGUCAAUUAAAACAAAAACUAAAUGCACCUCAUUCGCGACUUGGAUAUACACAUAAAAUUGAAAAUUGGGAUAAUGGUCGACCACUAUCCGAUUAUUUUGUUAAAAAUGGUAAACAAUUCAAGUGUACUCUGCAAUGUCGUAAAGAAUAA